AACUACAUCAAUUCAUGUCGGAAAGAGGACUACAAAAUGCUGCUUUACUUUUAUCUUCCUGUCCUGGUGCUCUCGGCUGCAGUCGGUGCAUGUCCAACUGAAGAAGAACCACCUUGCAGUUGCGUGCCUAUAGGCUUUCACGCUAGUACCGUGACCUGUCUGGGUGUCAACAAUGAACUGGACUUGAAGAAAUCUCUUGUCCCCAUGCGGUCAGCACUGCCCAUUCGGCAGAUGGAGAUAUUUGAAUCUAGGUUCAAUUUUAUUCCGAGCGAUGCGUUCAAAGGAUUGAAAAUUCCGACGCUCUUCAUUGCUGCUUGCACUUUGAGCUCCCUGUCUGAUUCCGACGUUGCUUUCGAAGGCCUGGAGGACUCCCUGGAAAUCCUGAAAGUGCACGAGACCAUGCUGCUGAAUGGUUGGGAGUGGGCCCAGCUCAGGAACCUCAGGUCCCUGAGAGAGAUCCAGGCCGUCAAGUCCGGCCCGCUGACCGUGGACGAGGACAUCCGGGACAUCGCCCACCUCAACAUCGAGAAGCUGUCGCUGGUCCAGAGCGAACUGUCCCACAUCGAUGACACGGCUUUCUCCACCUUCCACAACCUGAUCGUGCUCUCUCUGAAAGACAACGCCAUAUCGGAGCUGAGGCGAAGCAUGUUUCCCAGGCCAGCAACCAAACUGGAAAUGCUUCUACUCAGUAGUAACAAGAUUGAAAGCAUCCCGGACGAUCUCUUCAGUGAAAUGCCAGCUUUGAAGACCAUCAUACUGAGAGGAAACCAAAUUACGACGCUAAGCCAAGAAGCAUUCAGACCCGUUUGGUCAAAUCUAAAGACAUUUGAUUUUCUUGAAACUCCUCUAAGAUGCGACUGCCGGAUAUCGUGGAUACUGAAGGAAAAGAAAUUCCCAUUGAACACAAGAGGAACUUGUGCAGAGCCGGACAGCUUGAAGGGCAAAAAACUAGUAGACUUGAAAACGGCUAAUUUGGUUUGCUAAAAAGAAGAUUUUUUACUAAUAAAGUA
This is a messenger RNA of Uloborus diversus, 1010 nucleotides long. RefSeq names its product carboxypeptidase N subunit 2-like. The coding region runs from base 37 to 984 and encodes 315 amino acids. Lineage: Eukaryota; Metazoa; Arthropoda; Arachnida; Araneae; Uloboridae. Gene Ontology annotation, molecular function: protein binding. The record is from RefSeq and is a predicted model, not a curated record. Gene Ontology annotation, cellular component: extracellular matrix. The transcript has 4 exons.